Molecule: messenger RNA, 3731 nt
Organism: Pantherophis guttatus
Lineage: Eukaryota; Metazoa; Chordata; Lepidosauria; Squamata; Colubridae
Molecular function (GO): calcium ion binding
Source: RefSeq, a predicted model, not a curated record
AUGUGUCGCGUCUACAACGCCACCUGGACUUCAUUCUGCAUUUGGUACUCCUGGGCCCAUACGGACCCUAUCUCCGCAUCUGUCGCUGAGGUGAUAGAUUUUCUCCAAGACGGACUGGACAAGGGGCUUGCCCCGAACAUGCUCCGUCGACAAGUGGCAGCCUUGUCUAUGGUCCUCUCAGCAAGGAACGACUUACCUCUCUCGCAUGACACGAGGAUCCGGGGGUUUCUCGAUGCAGCGAACCUAAGACCUCCGGUCGUUCACCGCUACCCGACCUGGGACGUGUCCCUGGUCUUUCAUGUGCUUACACAGCCCCCCUUCGAGCCCUUAGGCUCCGUCAACCUGCGGUUUAUCACCUUAAAGACUGCCUUUUUGGUCAUGAUCACUUCAGCCCGCCGUGUUUCCGAGCUGGCCACCCUAUCCGUACGGGAGGACCUCUGCACUUUCUACCCUAACCAGGUGGUCCUUCAGCUUGAUCCAUCGUUCCUGCCUAAAGUCAAUUUCCUGUACCACCGUCAGCAGGAAUUGGUUCUCCCGGACUUCUGCCCGGACCCAAGACAUCCGCAAGAGGCCCAAUGGCACACAUUAGAUGUCCGUAGAGCCUUACACAGGUAUAUUCGGAGGACUCGGCAUUUCCAUAAGUCAGAGGCGCUGUUCGUCUCUUUUCUGCCCGCGACGAUGGGACAAAAGGUCUCCUCGUCCACCAUCGGGAGAUGGCUGAAAGCCUGCAUUUCCAAGGCGUACAUGCUUCAGGACAAGCCGGUUCCCGGCAGGAUCCUACCUCAUUCCACACGAAGUGCAUCCACCACGGCUGCUUGGGCGACUCAGGCCAACAUCGCUGACAUCUGCAAGGCAGCAACCUGGACGUCGCUGAAUACUUUCAUCCGCCACUAUAGAGUUGAUACGUACACCUUGGCUGACACCUCGUUCGGUCGGCGAGUUCUGCAAGCUACGAAGGUUUCUCUUGAAGUACCCCAGCAAGUCCAAACAGAAUUGGGAAUUCCUUGGCUAUCUGUGUAUCUUCCUGUAAAAAGUUGCCAUGUUAUUUUGAAAGAUAAAAGAGGGACUUUUUCUCCUCCAUCAUUAAACAGGGCUGAAACCAAUAACUGGUGCAACUGGACCAUAUGGGCUGGUCCUCACAAGCAUAUCCUGAUUUACAUAGAAGGAUUUGAAGGAAAGUCAAACUGUGAUGACAAUCGGGAUAGAAUCUUAUUCCAAGGAGUUUUGUCAAGUAUUGAAAACAAAGUAGUUUAUGCCUGCAGAAAUCACGGUACUCUGAUUUAUGCUACUCAAGCAGUAGCCGUCUAUGUAGUAUUUUUGUCAGAAGUUUCUUCUCAGAACCAAAGUCAUAGGCACUUUAAAGGACGGUAUUAUAUAUUUGAAGAUGAUGUCAAUUCUACAAGUGGUGAAAAAUCAGUUUUGAAAUCUAACAGCAGUUUUGGAUCUAAGUCAUAUGUAUUGCGUAGAGGACAUAGUUUGAACUCUACAGUGACUACUCCAACGCUUGGCAAAGAGAAUUGGCUGUCUGUGACAAAUGAAAAGACUAUUAAAACAGGGACAGAAACAUUUUUAAAACCAGCUGUUGGCAAGCAUAUGCAUGUUUCUCUCUUGAAAUCAACAGAAACAGUUAGCUUAAAUCCAUUUGAUUUGAAGAGAAGGCAAGUUACAAAACCAUCUGUUGACAAUAGUAGGACUUUGAAUGAAAGUCCUACACUAGUAUCAGAAUCAAAUGAUGCAGAGAAUGAGGGAGAAGCUUUUACACACAAGCCAGAUGUUUAUUCAACCUCUACACGCAUGACUCAUAAUCCUCAAACGAUGACAAAAUUGGAAGCAACAAAAACCCAUGGAACUAUGAUUGAAUUUGUCAGUCCUCGGAAUGAUGGCUCUACAACCACAAGAUGGAUGACAACACAGGUGAGAAGUACUGAAGGGGAAAUCACGAAUGCUGUUACUUUUCCUCAAGUCUCCUUGGAAGAACAGAGAAUUCCAGUCCAAUCUCUUAAAAGUAUCCCAACAAAGAUGCAGAAACAAAUGCUUCAAAUGCUGCUUCCUAAUUCUGAGGUCUCCAAGAAAAAGGCAGAUCUAACGGGACCUCCACAACACUUGGAACAAACCAAAAUAUAUAAAAGAGAGCAGAUGGACAAUCAAGGGCAUACAGUGGAGAACAGCAACACUGCUGUGCAAAUAACUGUAUCUGAAGGAAUUAAGGAAAGUCCCUCCAAGUCUACUAUGGAAACCAAGUUCCAUCAUACCCUGACUUUAGCCUCUACUGAUAUGCACCCUACUCCUUCUUUGAAGUCAUUUAACAAUUACUUGAUGAGUACAUCCACAACUGUGAAUCCCAAAGUUAUGCCUUCAAAUUCGCUGAUGAGAACUCGGAUAAACACAGCUUUUACUAUACAAUACAAGAAGUCCAUAAACAGGAAUACCGAGCAUUUGCAAAAGAAGCAGACGAAAACAACUCUUUUGUAUUCCCCUUCUAGUUGGUUGCCAACCAGUAGCAUUCUCUUGAAAGUAAAAAAUAAAUCCUAUGAGACAGAUCCUGGAUUCAGGUCUCAUGAAAAUUAUUUUGCAUUGAACUCUCAGCACAAUCCUGGAGAUCUUCUAUUUGAAACAGUUUUUGAAAUAGAACAGAAAGGACAACUCCCACCUGUUGGAAGCACUCUGGAAAAAGCUUCCAUUGAUUCCAUUAAGCACCAGGUACAAGACAGAAUGAAACGCUUCUCUAACAAAAUCAAAGAAUUCAAAUUAAAGGAAAUUAUGAGAAAAGAAGAAACUGAAAUGGACAGAUACAAUGGCCCAAACCUUAUAUUUGCAUUCUGGUUGCAUUUAACAUCGGAAGAAAAGAACAUAUCUCACUCACUGCAUUUUCAACUGGAAGAUCUUAAUGGUACAUUUGUGGGAGCUGGUAAGGUCCAAACUGUUUUGGUGAGAGAUGUGAAUGAAUGCAACUCUGAAAUUGGUUUAUGUGGCAAUGAGGCCAUUUGUCUCAACGAAUAUGGAACAUACUCCUGCCAGUGUAAAGAAGAGUACGAGGACCGUUCUCUGACAAAAUCGGGUACUCUGUGUGUUCGUAAUCCACGGUCAGGUUUGAACUCCUUCUACAACCACACUGAGUUUAUUGUUGGAAUCACUGUUUUUUGCAUUACUCUGCUCAUUGUAGUGAUCACUGUGCUGUGUACUAUCAUAAAGAAAAGAUGCAUUAAAAGAGAGAUGCGGUUCCAAGAGACUGUUUUGCCUGGGAUGCCAGCAGAGCCCCAGCUGCAAACAACAACCUUUGAUCAUAAUAACAUCCGUCAACUCCUUACUCUGGACACUUCCCAGCUAAAGGUUAGAGCCAAACCACCAGAACUGCCCCUGCAAUUGCGGGCUGGCCCCACUGAAACAUACAGAGUAUCCAUUGAGCAGUCUGAACGUUUGUGAAGAAGAAAAAGAAAAAAAAUACAACAUAAAUUGCAAUUAAACCCCUCCUUCCUCCCUAUUUCAUAUUAAACUUUUCUUUGUUGUGGCUGAGCAGAUGCAACUUUUUGUUUCUCGAUCAAUCUUACAUAAAUUGUUAUACCUUUCUCCCUCUAUCUAUUUCCUCUUAAGUUUAAUGGAAAUAUAAUGCUGGAAAAAUAUUCUCUUUAGGUUUUUGAAUACUGAAUUGUCUGCCUGUCUUCAUAUGACAGAUAAGAAAUGAAUGUAACUACUGUUUGUAGUUGUUAAUAAAAUUGGCAUCUUGCUCUUCA